AUGUCGACCGAGACCGCCACGCCCAUUGGCAUUGCCAACCUCCCCAACCAGCGUCACAAGAUUGUCGCGAAGCGGGGUGCAGCCUUCACUAUUAUGGUUGCCGGAGAGUCAGGAUUGGGAAAGACGACCUUCAUCAACACCCUUUUCUCCACCACCAUUAAGAACUAUGCCGAUCACAAGCGCCGCCACCAGAAGCAGGUCGACCGAACUGUGGAGAUUGAGAUUACCAAGGCUGAGCUCGAGGAGAAGUUCUUCAAAGUCCGCCUUACCGUCAUUGAUACCCCUGGAUUCGGAGACUACGUGAACAACCGUGAUUCAUGGCAACCCAUUAUCGAGUUCUUGGAUGACCAGCACGAGUCGUACAUGCUCCAGGAGCAGCAGCCCCGCCGAACCGACAAGAUUGACAUGCGUGUUCACGCCUGUCUGUACUUCAUCCGCCCCACCGGACACACCCUGAAGCCUCUCGAUAUUGAGGUGAUGAAGCGCCUGAGCUCCCGUGUCAACCUGAUCCCUGUGGUUGCCAAGGCUGAUACCCUGAGCCACGCCGAUCUGGUUCGCUACAAGGAUAGAAUCCGCGCUGUGAUCGAAGCCCAGGGCAUCAAGAUUUACUCCCCACCCGUGGAGGAGGACGAUGAGCACGCCGCUUCCCACGCCCGCAGCCUCAUGGCUGCCAUGCCUUUCGCCGUCAUCGGUUCCGAGAAGGACGUCAAGGCCAACGAUGGUCGUGUUGUCAAGGGUCGUCAGUACGCUUGGGGUGUCGCCGAGGUGGAAAACGAGGACCACUGCGACUUCAAGAAGCUCCGCUCAAUCCUGAUCCGCACCCACAUGCUCGACCUUAUUCACACCACGGAGGAAUCGCACUACGAGGCCUACCGUGCCCAGCAGAUGGAGACCCGCAAGUUUGGCGAGGCCCGACCACGCAAACUGGACAACCCCAAGUUCAAGGAGGAAGAGGAGACUCUGCGCAAGCGCUUCACCGAGCAGGUCAAGGUCGAGGAGCAGCGUUUCCGCCAGUGGGAGCAGAAGCUCAUCUCAGAGCGCGAUCGACUCAACAAGGAUCUCGAGGCCACUCAUGCAGCUAUCAAAUCCCUCGAGCAGGAGAUCGAGGGUUUGCAGGGUUCCGGCACCCGCAGCCACGGACGUCGUUAA
Messenger RNA from Penicillium concentricum, 1149 nucleotides. It is a transcript of the gene aspC, whose product is annotated as septin CDC12. Gene Ontology annotation, molecular function: GTP binding; GTPase activity; molecular adaptor activity. The coding region runs from base 1 to 1149 and encodes 382 amino acids. Gene Ontology annotation, biological process: cytoskeleton-dependent cytokinesis. Lineage: Eukaryota; Fungi; Ascomycota; Eurotiomycetes; Eurotiales; Aspergillaceae. The transcript has 7 exons. The record is from RefSeq and is a predicted model, not a curated record. Gene Ontology annotation, cellular component: cytosol; septin ring; microtubule cytoskeleton.